AUGCAUAUCUACGAUGAAUUCAAAUCCUCAUUUAUUAUUAUAUUUUUUCUCAGUUAUAUAUUUUUCGUCAGCGGUCUGAUUAUAAAUGUUCUUCAAUUAUGCUCCUGUAUUAUAUGGCCAUUUAAUAAAGCACUUUUCCGAAAAAUCAAUUGUUAUUUGGCAUUGGGCAUUUGGAGUCAAUUGACAUUUUUGGCUCAAUGGUGGUCAAAAAGUGAUUGUAUUUUGUAUAUAAAUCCAAAUGAUCGUAAAAGAAUUGCUAAUGAGAAUAUUAUUGUUAUAAUGAAUCAUAAGUAUGACAUCGACUGGCUUGCUGCCUGGGUAGCCUGUCAACGGAUGGGUAUGUUAAAGGGUUCAAAAAUUGUAGCUAAACAACCGCUUAAAUUUGUGCCAAUACUUGGUUGGUGUUGGAUUUGUACUGAAACAAUAUUUGUGCGACGUGUAUGGGAGACUGAUCGUGAAACACUUGCCAAUGACUUACGAAGAAUAUUUGCUAAUUAUCCAGAAAAUCAUUACUUUAAUCUUAUGCUUUCCUGUGAAGGUACUCGAUUUACUGAAAAAAAACGCUUGGCAAGUAUGAAAAUCGCACAAGAGAAAGGUUUACCUGAACUUAAACAUCAUAUUCUACCACGUACAAAAGGUUUUACAUUGUUAUUACAAGGAGCGGAAAAUCGAGUUGAAGCUCUCUAUGACAUAACACUUGGUUUUAAGAAGACCGGAGCUGAACCAACACUACUUAGUAUAAUAAAAGGACGAUCUUGUCAAGCAGAAUUAUUUAUUAGACGCAUUCCGAUUUCUGAAAUACCAACAGACACUGAAGGAUCAAGUAAUUGGGUUCAUGAAUUAUAUCGUGAAAAAGACAAAAUAUAUGAUUAUUUUGCCCAACAUGGUACUUUCGAAGGAAAUGGAUUACCACGACUGGAAACUUCACGUAAUUAUUAUGAUUUACUGAUUGAACUUGGAUGGAUCAUGAUUAUUGGAAUACCAUCAAUCAUUUAUUUUUUCCAAUUUCUUUGGACAAGCUCGAUUCUAGCUAAAUUUAUAUUUGUUAUUAUUAUAAGUAUUGCGACUGUUAUUGGUCGAACAAUGAUUGCCAUAACAGAAACCGAACGAGGUUCACAUUAUGGUGAAAACAACAAAGAACAUUAA
Molecule: messenger RNA, 1146 nt
Organism: Rotaria socialis
Lineage: Eukaryota; Metazoa; Rotifera; Eurotatoria; Philodinida; Philodinidae
Source: the annotation of a GenBank genome assembly